AUGGUGCAAGCGACUCCCUUCCUCCUGGUGCUCAGCCUGGCCCUGCUGGCUCCCGGGCUUUCUGCAAGAAAGUGUGAUCUGACUGGGCUCUGGGUCAAUGACCUGGGCUCCAAUAUGACCAUUGCGACUGUGAAUGGAAAAGGCAACUUUGCUGGCUCCUAUCACACGGCUGUGACAGCCUCCUCGAACAAGAUCCAGGUGUCACCGCUGCAGGGGUCCCAGAAACUCUCAAGCCAGAAGAGCUAUCCCACCUUCGGCUUCACUGUCAACUGGAGCUUUUCAGACUCUGUCACCGUCUUCACGGGCCAGUGCUUCAUGGAUGAGAAAGGAGAGGAGGUUUUGAAGACCACAUGGCUUCUGCGGUCACAUGCGGACAACAUUAACGACGACUGGAAAUCCGUCCUGGUCGGCACCAACGUCUUCAAACGCCCGCAGCUGCGGUCACGGAAGGAGUGA
Molecule: messenger RNA, 456 nt
Organism: Mesitornis unicolor (brown roatelo)
Lineage: Eukaryota; Metazoa; Chordata; Aves; Mesitornithiformes; Mesitornithidae
Product: avidin-like
Exons: 4
Coding region: 1-456 (151 amino acids)
Molecular function (GO): biotin binding
Source: RefSeq, a predicted model, not a curated record